This is a messenger RNA of Mucor velutinosus, 987 nucleotides long. RefSeq lists its product as uncharacterized. The record is from RefSeq and is a predicted model, not a curated record. The transcript has 3 exons. The coding region runs from base 1 to 987 and encodes 328 amino acids. NCBI's taxonomy places the organism in Eukaryota, Fungi, Mucoromycota, Mucoromycetes, Mucorales, Mucoraceae.
AUGACUUACUCAGCAAUCACCUCAUCGAAUGUACCCACUCAAAACAUGAUGGGCCACUUUUACCAACAUUCUGUCGCGGGACCUCACGGUCGACCAUCGAUUAUGUCUACUGCUCACCAACGCUAUUUCAACAACUACACUCGUCCUCCAUUGAUUUUAUGUGCUCCCAAUGGACUGAUCAUGCCAUCCUCAAUACCACCUUUCAAUUCUCCUCCUCUCAACAGGCUCAAACGGUUUCAAAGGAAACGCAACCAGUUGUUCAAACGAUAUCAGAAUCAACCAACCAUUCUCCGAGAACGAUUACCCGUUAUCGAGAAACUCAUCAGCGAUCUGCAACAGGAGAUCUCCAUCCAACAAACCAUUCGUGCGGGUAAAAUGUGGCGUGAACAGGGUGAAACGUCUGCAGGAUACCUCAAACGCACGGUCGCCACUAGACAAAUUCAACGCACCAUCAUCUCUGAACUAUGCAACACCAUCCCUGCCUCAGCACAGAUCCCAGUAAACAGCCAACCCACCUUGGAGACGCCAUUUACCAUCGACGAGAUUAUGACUGGUGCACAGCGGUCGCCCAACCAUAGCAGCCCAGGUACGGAUGGCCUACCCUAUGAAAUCCUAGCGGUGCUACUAUGCCACCAACAAACAGCCCAACUUGCUCAUGCCGUCUUCAAGGAGGCUCUUACCCUCGGUGUCUUUCCCGAUAGCUGGCUCACUACUUGCAUGUGUCUGCUCCCUAAAAAGGGCGAUCUCACAAACCUGAGGAAUUUUCGUCCCAUCUCGUUAAUCAACUGCGAUGCCAAAAUCUUCACACGCCUGCUCAACCAGCGUCUGAUGCCACAUAUGCAACAAUUAAUCAGCCCCCAACAACUUGGAUUCAUGCCGAACCGCUUCAUUGGCGAGCACGGCUUCACAUUACUGUUGCAUACAAGCAUGCAUCUUAGGCAACAUUCACUUUCUCCUCAAGCCACCUUUUACAAUGUAGCAGCAUAG